AUGAAAGAAGGGUAUACUUUACCAAACACCAAAAUGUCUGCCUCUGAACUUGCUACAAGUUACUCCGCUCUCAUCUUGGCUGACGAGGGUAUUGAGAUUUCCUCUGACAAGCUUUUGGCUUUGACCAAGGCUGCCAAUGUCGAAGUUGAACCCAUCUGGGCUACCAUUUUCGCUAAGGCUCUUGAGGGCAAGGACUUGAAGGAACUCCUCUUGAACAUUGGAUCCGGUGCCGGUGCUGCCGCCCCUGCUGCUGCCGCUGCUCCUGCUGGUGAAGCUCCUGUCGAGGAGAAGAAGGAAGAGGCCAAGGCCGAAGAAGAAUCAGACGAAGAUAUGGGAUUCGGUUUGUUUGAUUAA
This is a messenger RNA of Schizosaccharomyces osmophilus, 354 nucleotides long. RefSeq names its product 60S acidic ribosomal protein Rpp1-1-like. The record is from RefSeq and is a predicted model, not a curated record. Gene Ontology annotation, biological process: cytoplasmic translation; translational elongation. Gene Ontology annotation, cellular component: cytosolic large ribosomal subunit; ribosome. The transcript is spliced from 3 exons. Gene Ontology annotation, molecular function: structural constituent of ribosome; ribonucleoprotein complex binding; protein kinase activator activity. The coding region runs from base 1 to 354 and encodes 117 amino acids. Lineage: Eukaryota; Fungi; Ascomycota; Schizosaccharomycetes; Schizosaccharomycetales; Schizosaccharomycetaceae.